This is a messenger RNA of Lasiodiplodia theobromae, 297 nucleotides long. RefSeq lists its product as uncharacterized. The transcript has 4 exons. The coding region runs from base 1 to 297 and encodes 98 amino acids. Lineage: Eukaryota; Fungi; Ascomycota; Dothideomycetes; Botryosphaeriales; Botryosphaeriaceae. The record is from RefSeq and is a predicted model, not a curated record.
AUGCCCAGAUCUUCUAACCCAGUCUACGAGGGCCGACCGUUCCUCUCGUCGAGGCGGCGACCGCGCCCGCCGCAAGCCUGCUCCUCGUACGAGCAGGUGGAUGCCAUCAUCCUGCAGCUGAAGCUGCCCGUCAGGAAGAGCGGCCGUCUUCCAUCGGCCAUUGGCCCGGCGGCCUUGGCCACUCAUCUCAGAGUGGCCAUCAGAGAGACUGCUGGCCUCGGCGGCCCUACUGCCUCCGCCCCUCCAACCUCUCCUCUCAGCCCGCUUCCGACCCCGAACCCCCUCGCUCCCGUUUGA